AGACCAGCUAACCAAGCGUUCCAGCUAUAUAGGAGCAACGAGCCGAGAGCUUGAGCAAGUUGAGGCACACUCACGGCUAGCAUGGCGAGGCUCGCGCUCGCGGCGAUGGCGGCGGCGCUGCUGCUGGGCGUGGCGUCAGCGCAGGGCGUGGGCUCCAUCAUCACGCAGGACGUGUACAACGCCAUGCUGCCCAACCGCGACAACUCCAUCUGCCCCGCCAACGGGUUCUACACCUACGACGCCUUCAUCCAGGCCGCCAGCGCCUUCCCGGGGUUCGGCACCGGCGGCAGCGACGAGGCCAACAAGCGCGAGCUCGCCGCCUUCUUCGGCCAGACCUCCCACGAGACCAACGGCGGUGCUGCCGGCCAGUACACAUGGGGGUACUGCUACAAGGAAGAGAUCAACAAGGGGACGUCCCCUCCCUACUACGGGCGGGGACCCAUCCAAUUGACAGGGCAGGCCAACUACCAGCAGGCCGGGGACGCGAUCGGCGAGGACCUGGUGGGCAACCCGGACCUGGUGUCGACGAACGCAGUGAUUUCGUUCAAGACGGCCAUCUGGUUCUGGAUGACGGCGCAGCCGCCCAAGCCGUCGUGCCACGACGUGAUCCUGGGCAAUUGGGCGCCGUCGGACGCCGACGCCGCCGCGGGGCGGGUGCCCGGGUACGGCGCCAUCACCAACAUCAUCAACGGCGGGUUCGAGUGCGGCGUGGGGCCCAACGACGCCAACGUCAACCGCAUCGGCUACUACCAGCGCUACUGCGAUAUGUUCGGCGUCGGCUACGGCGACAACCUCGACUGCUACUCCCAGCAGCAUUUCUGAUCAGCUGCGGAGCCGCGUUACUGCUACUCCCAGGCUCCCAGCAGAAUUACUGUGUGUGUGUGUCUGAUCUCUACGAAUAACUGGCUUAUGCGCCGUCUUUAAGUCAAUAAAGACACUGAUGAUUUGAUCC
Molecule: messenger RNA, 952 nt
Organism: Panicum hallii
Lineage: Eukaryota; Viridiplantae; Streptophyta; Magnoliopsida; Poales; Poaceae
Product: chitinase 8-like
Exons: 3
Coding region: 82-822 (246 amino acids)
Biological process (GO): chitin catabolic process; defense response to fungus; carbohydrate metabolic process
Molecular function (GO): chitinase activity
Source: RefSeq, a predicted model, not a curated record